Molecule: messenger RNA, 1290 nt
Organism: Onychostoma macrolepis
Lineage: Eukaryota; Metazoa; Chordata; Actinopteri; Cypriniformes; Cyprinidae
Gene: hoxb7a
Product: homeobox B7a
Exons: 2
Coding region: 84-767 (227 amino acids)
Biological process (GO): anterior/posterior pattern specification; regulation of transcription by RNA polymerase II
Cellular component (GO): nucleus
Molecular function (GO): DNA-binding transcription factor activity, RNA polymerase II-specific; RNA polymerase II cis-regulatory region sequence-specific DNA binding
Source: RefSeq, a predicted model, not a curated record
CUAGACUGUAAUUCUGUAAUAUAUCAUUGGACCUCGUAAAACCGACAGUAAAACUUCUUGGCAUAUAAAUCACUUCUCAAAUUAUGAGUUCAUUGUAUUAUGCGAACGCGUUGUUUUCCAAAUACCAAGUGGCGAGUUCAGCCUUCUCUACAGGCGUGUUUCCCGAGCAAACUUCUUGCGCCUUUUCUUGCAGCUCGCAGCGGGCCAGCGGCUACGGCUCGGCUUCCACCGGUGCACCGGUCUCCUCUACAUCUUCUGUCUCCCUGUCGAGCAUGUACACUAACGGUGCUAGCCUUUCCAGCCAGACUCAAGGCAUGUACCCCUCUGCGUAUGAGCUGGGAGCUGUUUCGUUGAACAUGCACAGCUCUCUGUUUGACCAUCCGAGUCUUCCCAUGGUGAGCGCUGGCGAUCUCUGUAAAGCGCAAAGCAGUGGUAAAGAGGAGCAGAGGGGCUACCAUCAAAACAACGAAAACAACCUCCGAAUCUAUCCGUGGAUGAGGAGCACAGGUGCGGACCGGAAAAGAGGCCGUCAGACAUAUUCCCGCUUUCAAACAUUAGAGUUGGAGAAAGAGUUUCACUUCAAUCGUUACCUUUCACGACGGCGGCGUAUUGAGAUUGCACACGCCCUGUGCUUGACCGAACGCCAGAUAAAAAUCUGGUUUCAAAAUAGAAGGAUGAAAUGGAAGAAAGAGAACAAAUCAAUGGGCCACUGCUCUCCUGCUGCUGACCAAAUCGGGGGCGACGAGGAAGAGGAAGAUGAUGAGUAGCCACGCUAGUGCAAAAUAUAAAAAUAGACUAUACUAUAGACUAUACUAUCGAUUCAACCCGCUUUAUUUCGGGAUACACUGAGUUGGAAAAAAAAAAAGACGUGCUACUUACAAUACUGUAGGUAAAAUGUCACUGUCGUCUACCUAUGUAACUUGUGUUAGAGGUGUUAAUGUGUUAGACUAUACUAUAGUAAUACAAGUAAUUUUAAAACGCAUUUUAAUAUAGUUAUAUACGUUUAAUAGGUCUACUCCUACUGUAUAUGUAGCCUAAAUUAUACAUAUAGCCUAUGAUUAAUAUUAGUGUUAAUAAUACUGGAUCAUAUAUUUCAUAUAUCUGUGACUGUAACGUUCGGCCUAGUCACUGUGGGCUCAAACACAGAAGGGAGCAAGCUAUUUUUAAUGAUUUCAUAUUUUGAUAUGUCCCUGUUCUGUAUCUAUGUGUACAUUUCUGUCUGCUUAAGCAUUUUUCUCUGUUAUAUUUUGCGCAAGUGUUAAAAUAAACGAACUGUACAGUUGACCACAA